Patiria miniata (bat star) is the source of this 606-nucleotide messenger RNA. Its product is annotated as E3 ubiquitin-protein ligase Midline-1-like. Gene Ontology annotation, cellular component: chromatin; nucleoplasm. Lineage: Eukaryota; Metazoa; Echinodermata; Asteroidea; Valvatida; Asterinidae. Bases 1 to 606 code for a protein of 201 amino acids. The transcript is spliced from 2 exons. Gene Ontology annotation, biological process: positive regulation of DNA-templated transcription. The record is from RefSeq and is a predicted model, not a curated record. Gene Ontology annotation, molecular function: ubiquitin-protein transferase activity; zinc ion binding.
AUGACUGUCAUGAAAUCUCAUAAAAUCUACACACUGGCUCAAUUUCGAUCAGGAAAGAUUGUCUACAAGAGUAAACUAAGAGAAGACAUUCCGCGAUGUGGUAACCAUCCAGAUCAGAAUCUCAAUGUCUACUGUAAUACAUGUGAACAAGUCAUAUGUACAACUUGCUCUGUACUUGAUCAUGCCAAACAUUCUCUCAUUGGCCUACCUGUGGCUUUUGAGAAAUGUAAGAAACAAAUAGAAGAACUUGUUGCAAAAGUUGGUCAAAGCAAAACAGAACUGAACACCACCAUAGAGAAGACUUCCAUAUCUCGUAAGAAACUCGACAUCAUGUUUUCAAACACCAAGAAGAAAAUCUCAGAUAAGGCUGACCAAGAGGUUGCCAAGACCCGUCAGGAGGAGCAGAAACUGUUAACAGAGACUGACAGGAUUUACCAAGAGAGAGUCACAAUGUUUGAUGCAGCUCAAGCUAAGAACAGGAAAGAGGUGACACAGACAGAGAACAAGCUGGAGGAGAAGGAGAGAGAUCACUUGGGAGACUCAUUCUGGAAGAAGAGCCACAGACUGCAGAAAGGCAAUCACCAAGACCUGCAAGAUCAUGUGUGA